Molecule: messenger RNA, 1968 nt
Organism: Hypanus sabinus (Atlantic stingray)
Lineage: Eukaryota; Metazoa; Chordata; Chondrichthyes; Myliobatiformes; Dasyatidae
Product: general transcription factor II-I repeat domain-containing protein 2-like
Exons: 3
Coding region: 1138-1968 (276 amino acids)
Source: RefSeq, a predicted model, not a curated record
AAUGCUGAAAGCUCAUAUUUAAAAGAAUCUGCACAGGGAAUAUUUGAGUUUACUUAACUGUGAAAACGACAGCCAACAAGGAGACUGGAUAAAUCCAGGUCUCAAUAGUGAGGUCUGGAUUAUGUUUCAGUUUCAUUAGCAUGUGGAUAUGUUACUAGGCUUAUAUCAAAAGACUUGUGCUAAUUAUCUAGAGAUGUUCGAAAUCUAUGCUGUUAGCCAUGGAAUUUAAAAGAAACGGCAAUCUUAAAAAAUGCUUAUUUCAUUUACAAGCAUUAAUGAGAGGAGAGAAGGAUUAUAAAAAUAAUGAUACAUUAAUGUACUUCAGGGAAGAAAAUUUGCCAUCAUUACCUACGGUUCCAUACCCACCAAUGUCAUUAAAUCCUAAUUGGGCAAAAUUGGAGACAUUCCAGGCUGGAAGGUAUAUAUCAAAUAUGGACAAAUGUCCACAUUCAGUUAGAAUCUUUUCAAACAACAACAAAAAAAACAAUGAACCACGUGUGAGCCAUUUCUAAUUUCAGGAAGGAAGUACUUGCCUUGGAGUCAGUGCAUCGAAGUCUCACUUGAUCCUUUCUUUGGCCUGUAUGAGAGUUUAGAAGAAUGAAGAAUUAUCCACCAUGAAGUGUACUAGAUUCUGAUGAGGAAUGGUGGCGUAAAUGCUGACCAAUUGUUUCCUGCAGCUGGACAGUUGAAAGGAAAAGGGUGGGACACUAGACUGAGGAAAAUUGCCACAUGUCAUUCUAAACCACAGCCACCAGGACCACCAAGACAGUUUUGCUGCCAAAGUGGAGAAAGAAUUGGCAAUGCUUCCUGCUUUGCUUUUGUGUGGGAGUGUCUCGUCAACCGAGGACCGGACUGAGGUGAGAUGGAAUCUCCGUCACGGAAUAAGGGGUGGAAAUAUUAUGAGAGGCUGGCUUGGAAGUGAGGAAAGACUUCUUCACCGUUGGAAUUCUUUCCUCCAGAGGGUUUUAAAGAGAUAAAGAUAAGCUUUAUUUGUCAAAUCUACAAUAGUGAAAUGUUUCGUUUGCAUCAAAUCAGAUCAGCGAGGAGUAUGCUGAGGGCAGCCCACAAGUGUCGCCACAUAACCAGUGCCAACGUAGCUGGCCCACAGCUUACUGACCUUAAGUGUACAUCCUUGGAAUGUGGGAGGAAACCAGAGCAUCUGGAGGAAACCUACAUGGUCACGGGGCAAAUGUACAACCUCCAGUGACGGAAAUCAAACCCCAAUCAGUGACUGCUGACGCUGUAAGACGGAAGGUGCUGAAACGCUUUGUCGCGUGUCUGGAAGAAGUGAAAACUUUCCUGGGCAGCAAAGGGCUCACCUUUCCUGAGCUGGAACAGCCAGAGUGGCUGGAAAAGCUACACUUCAUGGUAGACAUGACAGUGCACCUGAACACGCUGAACACAGCUCUUCAGGGGAAAGGACGUACAGCCCUGCACAUGUUGGAGGAUGUUUUGGCAUUCGAGCGCAAGUUGACAGUGCUUGCCAGAGAUUUACAGAAAGGCACUUUGUCUCACUUCCCCAAUUUGAGAGAGUUCAAACAAGGUCACGACAUGAUAAUUUCGGAGUAUUUACAUUCUGCAAUCAUCGCAAUGCAAACAUCGUUUGGGAAACGCUUCUGUGAGUUCAGAGAGGAAAAAAACACAUUAUCCUUCCCGGUCACUCCCUUAAGCAUCGAUCCUUCCCUACUGAAUACGACUGCAUUGGCAGGUGUGAGUCAACCUGAUCUUGAGAUGGAACUGGCCGACAUAGCCGACAAAGACAUAUGGGUGUCCAAGUUUAGACGCUUGACAGCAGACCUUGAAGAUGUUGCCCGUCAGAAGGCCGUUCUUGCUCAGAAACACAAAUGGAGUGAUAUUGAAAACCUCACAGAUGACAGCUUGCGAUCCUGUGUAAAGAUGAAGGUGACAUCAUACAGCCCUGAUGUGCAGACGCUGUGCGCUGAGGUCCAGGAGCAGAAAUCCCAUUAA